Messenger RNA from Aspergillus saccharolyticus JOP 1030-1, 486 nucleotides. RefSeq lists its product as uncharacterized. NCBI's taxonomy places the organism in Eukaryota, Fungi, Ascomycota, Eurotiomycetes, Eurotiales, Aspergillaceae. The transcript has 4 exons. The record is from RefSeq and is a predicted model, not a curated record. The coding region runs from base 1 to 486 and encodes 161 amino acids.
AUGUGGUCGUCGACGACAAAGCUGCCGCCAAGGACAAGGACAAGAAGCACAGACGUGCCUCCUCCACCGCCGAAGGCGUCUGCAACAUCAAGGAACUCGGAAAAGAAGAUCGAAUUGACUCUGCCCAUCGAAACACAACGCACGGGAUGGAAGCUCAACACCUCCCCGUCCACUGUCGAAGACAAGGACAUUCUCAAGCUCCCCCUCGUUAACCCCCCUGUCAAGAAGAUCGACCUACGCUUCCCCCUGGGGCUGGAGGUCACGGCCCGCAACAUGAAGGGCGUCACGAUAAAGGAUGCGCUGGACGCAAUCUACAAGCAUUUCAAGAAAACGCCGGACGACGUCAUGACCGAUCCCUACCUCAAAGGUUUUGAGUGGGACAAGGAUGAGUGCUGGACACGCCUCAUUGUCCACCAGACCAAGCAGGGACCCCCCGUCCAGACCAGCAGCAAGAAAUCCAAGAAGAAGAAGAACGAAGACGCAUAG